AUGUGCGUGUACUUGUACUUUGAGCAAACCCCUUAUGCUCCCCUCGAGGACUGCUGGAGGAGCGUCAAGGCAGCCAUCACCAACGCAGCGGAAAGCACCAUCGGAUUUGUGGAACGAGGACGACGGAACGAUUGGUUCGACGAGGAGUGUCGAGCGAUUUUGGAGGAGAAGAAUGCAGCACGGAGGGCAAUGCUGCAGUAUAAUCUCCGUGAUUACGAAGAGGCGUAUGGACAGAAGCGAAGGCAGCAGCACCAGCUCUUCCGGGAGAAAGUGUGCCACCACGAAGAGUUGGAAUUCGAGGACAUGGAGCAGCUGCAUCGCUCAAACGAGACGCGCAAGUUCUACAAAAAACUCAACGGAUCCCGCCAAGGCUUCACGCCGCGAGUCGAAAUGUGCCGGGAUAAAGAUGGAGUGAUAUUGACGGACGAGCGCGAGGUGAUCGACAGGUGGAAGCAACACUUCGAUGAACACCUGAAUGGCACAGAAGCAGAGGCAGGGGUUCAAGACGGCAGAAGAGAGGACUACAUCGGUGCAGCAGGAGAAGAACUCAUCAAGAUGGGCCCGGAGAAGCUGGUGUUCUGUUUGCACAGUCUGAUAGUCAGGAUCUGGGAGUCAGAACAGCUACCGGAGGAGUGGAAAGAAGGAGUGAUAUGCCCGAUCUACAAAAAGGGGGACAAGUUAGAUUGUGAGAACUACCGUGCCAUCACAAUACUCAACGCGGCCUACAAAGUGUUCUCCCAGAUCCUCUUCAGCCGUCUAUCGCCGAUAGCAGAGGAUUUUGUUGGAAGCUAUCAAGCCGGAUUCGUCGUGGGGAGAUCGACGACCGACCAAAUCUUCACUGUGCGACAAAUCCUCCAAAAGUGUCGCGAGUACCAAGUCCCCACGCACCACCUAUUCAUCGACUUCAAAGCCGCGUACGACUCAGUCGAUCGCGAAGAGCUAUGGAAAAUAAUGGACGAAAACGGCUUUCCCGGGAAGCUGAUAAGACUGACCAGAAUGACGAUGGAUGGUGCUAGGUGUUGUGUGAAGAUAUCGGGUGCGGAAUCGGACUCGUUUCCUUCACUCGGGGGGCUUCGGCAAGGCGAUGGGAUUUCUUGCCUCUGUUUCAAUGUGGUACUGGAAGGUGUUAUGAGACGAGCGGGCUUCAAUAUGCGGGGCACGAUCUUCAGCAAGUCCAACCAAUUCAUCUGCUACGCCGACGAUAUGGACAUUGUUGGCAGAACGCUCAAGGCGGUUGCUGAUGCGUACACCGGCUUGAAGCGGGAAGCAGAAAAGUGUUCCAUCUACAAGUCGCUGAUAAGACCGGUCGUCCUCUACGGGCACGAGACGUGGACAAUGCUCGAGGAGGAUCUACGAGCGCUAAGCGUAUUCGAACGUCGAGUGCUCAGGACCAUCUUCGGCGGCGUAUUUGGGAACGACGGAUGGCGGCGGAGAAUGAACCACGAGCUUGCGCAGCUCUACAACGAACCAAGCAUCCGGAAGGUCGCGAAGGCUGGACGGUUGCAGUGGGCGGGUCAUGUUGCUAGGAUGCCGGAGCGACCCGAGCAAUUGAGCCAGCGGAACCAGAGGAUCAACCCUGCGAAGUUGGUGUUUGUGUCGGAGCCGAAACAGCAAGAUCCCAUCGCCGAGACGAUGACGAUGAUAGUGCCGAUGAUGACGAUACCACACGUAAAGCAAUCUGUACUCCAAGCAUUAAAUCGUCUAAUUUCGGUUCGAGGUCACCGACCUUAUUUCGAGCCACCCCCUCGCAAAACCCGGCACUCAUCGUUCAUCACCGCGUACCAGCGAAACCAAUCCAUCUCGAAACCACGCCGCAGCAUCCCCAUCAUCACACAAAGUGAUGAUCAACGAAAGUUGCCACCUUCCAAAAUAAACCUUAGACAUAGAUCUUACGCGCGGUUGGAAAAGCCGCUUUUCCGACUGAACUUGCUGUUGUUGUUGUUGUGA
Messenger RNA from Culex pipiens pallens (northern house mosquito), 1947 nucleotides. RefSeq lists its product as uncharacterized. The transcript is spliced from 6 exons. The record is from RefSeq and is a predicted model, not a curated record. The coding region runs from base 1 to 1947 and encodes 648 amino acids. NCBI's taxonomy places the organism in Eukaryota, Metazoa, Arthropoda, Insecta, Diptera, Culicidae.